Durotheca rogersii is the source of this 789-nucleotide messenger RNA. Its product is annotated as ribosomal protein S3. The transcript is spliced from 2 exons. Gene Ontology annotation, biological process: translation. Gene Ontology annotation, molecular function: structural constituent of ribosome; RNA binding. The record is from RefSeq and is a predicted model, not a curated record. Lineage: Eukaryota; Fungi; Ascomycota; Sordariomycetes; Xylariales; Xylariaceae. The coding region runs from base 1 to 789 and encodes 262 amino acids. Gene Ontology annotation, cellular component: nucleus; cytosolic small ribosomal subunit.
AUGUCCGCCCCGGGCUCCCAGAUCUCUAAGCGCAGAAAGUUCGUCGCCGACGGCGUCUUCUAUGCCGAGCUGAACGAAUUCUUCCAGCGCGAGCUGGCCGAGGAGGGUUACUCGGGCGUCGAGGUCCGCGUCACGCCCACCGUCACCGACAUCAUCAUCCGCGCGACGCACACGCAGGAGGUCCUCGGCGAGCAGGGCCGCCGCAUCCGCGAGCUCACCUCCCUCAUCCAGAAGCGCUUCAAGUUCCCCGAGAACUCGGUCUCUCUCUACGCCGCCAAGGUCCAGAACCGCGGUCUGUCCGCCGUCGCCCAGUGCGAGUCCCUGCGCUACAAGCUGCUCAACGGCCUCGCCGUUCGCCGCGCCUGCUACGGUGUUCUCCGCUUCAUCAUGGAGAGCGGCGCCAAGGGUUGCGAGGUCGUCGUUUCCGGCAAGCUGCGCGCCGCCCGCGCCAAGUCCAUGAAGUUCACCGACGGCUUCAUGAUCCACUCCGGCCAGCCCGCCCGCGACUUCAUCGACAGCGCCACCCGCCACGUCCUCCUGCGCCAGGGCGUCCUCGGCAUCAAGGUCAAGAUCAUGCGCGGCUCCGACCCCGAGGGCAAGGCCGGACCUUCCAAGUCCCUGCCCGACGCUGUCACCGUCAUCGAGCCCAAGGAGGAGUCCAGCAUCGUCACCCCGAUGAGCCAGGACUACGGUGCCAAGGCUGCCCAGAUCCAGGCACAGGCCGAGGCCGCCCGUGCAGCCGAGGAGGGCGCGGAGGGAGAGGAGGAGGUCGUUCCCGAGGAGCAAUAG